Molecule: messenger RNA, 1273 nt
Organism: Orbicella faveolata
Lineage: Eukaryota; Metazoa; Cnidaria; Anthozoa; Scleractinia; Merulinidae
Source: RefSeq, a predicted model, not a curated record
AGCCGCAAAUUGUCAGCGGCGAGCGCUUGAGCAUGCUCCAAGACAACGGAUUUUUCAGCCAAUCAGCGGUUUUUCCGCCGUGCCAUACAUGACGCAUACGGUCUUAGGUACCAAGCUCCUUACCGCGCACACGUGUGUUAAAAUGGCGAAGAGUAUUCGGUCGAAAAGGAAACGAAAACUUCGGGCUGAAAGGAGAGAAAAAUUAAAGCCAAAGGUGAAGGCGAAAUUGGAGGAGAUACUUGGAAUAAGCGACAAGGAAAUGAUUGUGGAGACAGAGGGUCUCGAGUUAGAUAAAAACGAAGAAAAAGCACAAGAAGAAAUACACAAAAACCAAGAAGACAAAACGGUCGACGCAGAUGCUAUGGAAGGCACAGAGGAUGUUGUAAUGAAAUCUGAAGAUGGAACACAGAAGAAGCCUGGAAAAAAGGCUCUCAAGAGAAUAAAUAAGAAAAAGAAUUUGAAGAGGCUCAUGAAGAAGAAAAGAAAAAAUCAAAAGAUAUUUAAGUGGUGAUUUUAGUAGAACCUGUGUAUGGCAUACUAUUUAUUGCCAGGCAUUGUUUGUGCUAACUGAAUUUCCCAUGGAAAAUACUGGAAUUCUGUUCCAUUACUUUGUGGUAAAUUUCCUUCCCAGAGAUGCUAUGUUAAGCUUUUGAGUGAUCCUGUUAUCCAGGGCAAAGAUAAGUUUAUAGAUUAUAACAUUACUUUUAACUUCUUCAUGGAUCACUUGUAUCAUAGCAAAGUGACUGCUAAACACAUUAUAGUGGCAUUUAUUUAAUCUACGCUCAUAAAAGUUAAAACAGUAUCUUUUGCUUAGAGUGACAGUUCAAACACAAUGAAAUGUUAUGGGACAUGGUAAGGAAGAUGCUGUUGACACCAUGUUGAAUAAUAAGGUCAUUAUCCUUUAGUGUACAUUUUAUUCUGAUAUGUAAAGGCAAUAAUGUUAUAUCCUGGUUGAUUACAUGUUGUUUAAUGGUCAUUGCCAUAUCAAUGUUGAAAAUAGACAAAAGUGAAGUUGUUGACUAUUGGAAAACAGCUUUCAAACUAUGAGCUGCAAGUGACCAAAGUAUUAAAUUAGUGCAGAAUUUCUUCUGUUGAUUAUAGCCUUCUUCACUUUAGUUCUUGGAGUGUGUUGAUCAUCAUAAACCUGGAAAAUAGGAUGUACAGCCUCCUAAACCACAGCAAUUGACUUCUGUGAGCAUACAUGGCCUUCUGUUGACACAAUGUCCAACAUUCAUAAGUCAGUAUAUAUAUUAAACAAAUUAUUUGACAUUUA